CUCCCCCUGCGCAACCGCAAUCGCAGCGUGACCGACUUCCACAUCCUCUGCGACGAGCCGCACCGGAAAUACAGCGCCGGCGACCAUGUCCACGGCACCGUCUUUCUCGUGGUCGUCAAGCCGGUGCGCAUCACGCACCUCGUCGUCACCCUGCACGGCUUCGUGCGCGUGCUCAAGGAUCCCGCAGGCGCCGCCAAGGUCCGCAACACCACCACGCUGCCGCAAGGGGGCAGCUCGUCGCGCCCGCAGUAUCACGGCAAUGGCUUCGCAAGCCUCUUCCAGGACGAGCAGGUGCUGAGCGGCGAGGGCAGGCUUGAUCCCGGCAGAUAUGAGUUCGGCUUCGACUUGGUGUUCCCCGACAAGGGCCUGCCCAGUAGCAUUGACUUCGAGCGCGGAACGAUAUCGUACAUGGUCACGGCAACCCUCACGCGGCCGGUGUCUAUGGCGGCGACGAUGACGUGCGAGAGAAAGGUCAUGCUGGCUGAGAGGAUAGACGUCGGUCUCUUGCCUCCGCCACCACCGAGGACCAUCUUCUUGGAACCUAUAUCCAAGAGGACAAAGAGGAAGAAGUCGUCAAUGGCGUUGGACAAAAGCUCUCUUGCUACGCCAGAGCCCGUCGAUGUCACUGCCCCCGAGCCCGAGACAAGGGAGUCGUUUCCGACCCCAACCGCUACGGAGGAUGCCUCUGCUCGUGCGAACUCUGCUGGCGAACACCAAAGCGAACGAAGAGGGGCAGCAGCGCUGAGCGACGUGCAGAGCGAGAUCAGCGGCGAGAGCGGACGCAGCAUCAGCACCGCCAUGAGUCGAAGCGACACGGCCCAGUUAACACAGGUGGGCACCACGGGCCUCACGACAGCGCAGCAGGCCGUCAACGACAAGACCAUCACCGCCAGCAUUGAGCUUCUCAGGGGCGGCUGCCUGCCAGGCGACGCCGUGUCGGUGCGCGUUACGGUGCAGCACAUCAAGCAGGUCAAGAGCAUGACUGGUGUCAUCGUGACGCUUUUCCGCCAGGGCAAGAUUGACUCCUCGCCGCCGUCGCAGCUGUUCAAGGACAUGCUUACCAGGGAGGAUGCUCGCCGAUUGCAGAGGGAAGACAUCUACCCUAGGUCGCGCACGGGGUUGGGUGGCCUGUCCCUCUCGUCCGCCGGCUCCAUCAGCGUGUUCCGCAAGGACCUCGAUCAGACAACGGCGCCGCUCAUCAUCGACCCGAACACCAUGCAGGCGUCGGUCACGGUGCCGGUCAAGCUUCCCGACGACUCGUUUCCGACCAUCAAGGGGGUUCCUGGAGAUAUGAUCUCCUUCAAGUACCAGGUGGAAGUCAUUGUCGACUUGGGCGGGAGACUGUCCGGUCACUUCCCAUCACGGAAGACUUCAAGAUUCGGCGGCACAUUUAGCAGCAGCGCUACAGACCAGAGCAUCAGCAUGUUCUCCCAGAGGAGAGGGGCCCAGAUAGACAUCAUGGACACGGCUCCUCUGAGAAGGCAAAAGGGCAUUGUUUGCGUCACAAUCGAGUCCAUUGUCGGCACAGUGGACACCUCAGGGGCCCGGAGGCUCGUCAAGCUAUCCUCAUCAUCAAAGACUCUCGACAACGGCGAGAGCGACGACGACAUGGGUUUUCUCCCAACCCCCACCCGCUACGAAGACAUCGACCGUCACAAUCCUCACCCCCAUGGCCCGCCACCACAGCAAUACUUUCCUCCGCAUACAAAUCGUCGACGACCAUCCUACUCCCCUCCUCGUCCUUCUCACCCGAGCUAUAUACAACCGAAUCACCACGGCCUUGCGCCAUCAUACACACCACCUCCUCCUCAGCUACUCGACCAGAGCAAUCUCUCCGAGAAAGAUCGCAUACGGCAAGCAGAACAAAGGCUGCUACCCAGCCGGCCGCCCGCCGGGCCAUCCUCACCCGACGACGACGACAUUUACGAUGCCCAAGCCACACCUCGACCGCACUAUGCGGGCAACUCAGGGGAAGAAGACAACCCCGGCCCAUCGGCUCCAACAGAAGAAGAGCUCACAGCCGCCAUCAGCCCGCUGGUAGACGCCAGGGAGGAUAAACAGGAACUCGAACGCAGGCGGCUGAUGCAGGAAGCCAGCGCGCCGCCCGAAUUUCCCGAGGACAUGGAGCGAAGUGGCGGCCCCGGUCGGGCUCCUCGGGAAGAGGACAUGGCGGCCGAUGCCGAACCGACUGCGCCCACGCUGGAUGAAGAAGACGAGGACCAUUCUCCGGGAUAUCGAGCCGAUGCAGCACCAUCCGGCAGUGCGCACACAAAUGGGAGACGCCAUCAUGAUGACGGGGAGCAAUUGCCGGCGUAUCAGCGAUGA
This is a messenger RNA of Trichoderma citrinoviride, 2325 nucleotides long. RefSeq lists its product as hypothetical. Gene Ontology annotation, cellular component: cytoplasm; cytosol; plasma membrane. The record is from RefSeq and is a predicted model, not a curated record. The transcript has 2 exons. The annotation marks the transcript as partial. Gene Ontology annotation, biological process: ubiquitin-dependent endocytosis. Gene Ontology annotation, molecular function: ubiquitin protein ligase binding; protein-macromolecule adaptor activity. Lineage: Eukaryota; Fungi; Ascomycota; Sordariomycetes; Hypocreales; Hypocreaceae.